CGUUUGCGCAGUGCAAUAAAUGUCUAUUCCCGUGGAGUCGACAGUGGUCAAGGCGCGAUCAGCUAACACGCUUACAGAUUACAGUGAUAUAAUAUGUUGACAUGACCUAGUUCUUUUGAGCUGACCAUAUCACAACAAAGGAGAGAGAGGGUUAAUGACCACUCGUAGUAAAAUGACCGCUACAACUUGACUGGAAAAACGCAAUGUGGAAGGAAAUCAACGAACGAAAGUGGUGGCGUAUGUGGCCCUACCUUGCGGUGGGGGACACUUUAGUGGGGGUGGUGGUUCUACCCAACUUUGUGGCCAGUUACUGGAUGGGCACGUGGCUGAUCUUUGACUUUUACCUCUUUCCCCAGGACAUGCACAAGUCAGCCUGGAUUUGCUAUGGUGUCGGGAACAUCUUAGUGCUGUGCUCCAUCCUUUCCCAGGGGAUUCUCAGGGCGUGGCUGAUUCCCGAAGACGGAAAACGCACGUGGAAAUUUGUACUGUGUGUACACAUUUACAAGUACAUUAUGGCCUUUAUCGGGGUCAUGCAAUGGCGUGGAAUUGCCUAUAUUACCGUCCUAUACACAGGAAUGUCACUGGCUAGCGCUGUUUUAGGUUUGGUGGUUGCCACGAUCCUCCUGGCCCUACUCAGAAAUCACCUAGGCAUCCUAACCCCUCCCCUCACCAUGGCCUUAGACCCAGGUGUAGAGGAGUCCUUCAUAAUUCCGACCAAGUUUUCUUGUGAGCCUGGACUGAGUUGGAAGUUCCUCUUGGACGCACUUUUCACCGUUUUUGUGAUCACAACUUUUGCUGGGUUUGCCCUCAAAGGAUACUGGGUACUUUUGGAGAUGGCCAUGCCAGUAAAUGAAGACGACCCCAUCGAACUGUUGGAUACAGGUUUUGUUUCGUUAUUGAUAUUCUACGGAUUAGUUACCAUCCCUAUCAUAGGCCAAUACGAACUUAUGAAAUUGAACAAAAAAGUCGAAGAAAAACAUCCGUGUCUGGUAGCUACAUUGGAGGAACUUUUCAUUGCCAUUCUUGCUAUUCUUCCUAUGUUGUUUUGGCGUGCUGUGUAUUUAAUUCAUUUAAGCUUUUUGACGCCUGAGUAUUACACGUUAUACCUAUGGAUUUCCCAUGUUGUGGGAUUUUUAGGCGUGUGCGUCAUGCGGGCGUCAUCAAGCAUGAUCCCACUGGGAUGCGUCUCAGAUAAGGAGGCGUUCCAGAGUGAGUUUGGGAUUUUUGAUUAUCGUUAUUUUAGAUUUUUUCUGGAUAAGAGGAGAACGGUACGCCAACAAGAGAAAGAGGAUAAACUUGACUUUACUGAAAUUAAUACUGAACAAACGAUUAGUGAUCACCAAUUAAAGCCUUAUUUCACAUAGCAACGGACCUGGCGUAUUAAAAAUGAAUGGGCAGCUUAAACUCUUUGAUUUGUUCCACCAUCAGCAUAAGUCUAUAUGACUUAACUUUGUUUGAAUAAUACCGGUAUGGAAUCUUAAUGACAUGACAUAGUUCCAUUACCAUGAUUACAGGCCAUACUAUACACAUGGUAAAGUUAAUUACGAAUG
This is a messenger RNA of Saccostrea cuccullata (small rock oyster), 1550 nucleotides long. RefSeq lists its product as uncharacterized. The record is from RefSeq and is a predicted model, not a curated record. Bases 204 to 1364 code for a protein of 386 amino acids. NCBI's taxonomy places the organism in Eukaryota, Metazoa, Mollusca, Bivalvia, Ostreida, Ostreidae. The transcript is spliced from 2 exons.